CCAAAGGAGACAUGCCUUCUGCGAGGGGCUAGCUAAGGCAAAGGCAGGAAUUUUUUAGGACCCAGAGGAAUCCACAGCAAAUAAUAUGCCUUCAAUAUGAGGAGUUUCUGCCCUCUCCGGGCAGGGAAUCUCAAGUAUCUUGGCAACGGAGCUCCCUCCUCUCUGACAGCUGCUUUCCUAGAACUCUGUUGCCAUCUCCGUGCCGUUCACUCUCCCAGUGACAUGGACAAGCUUUAAGGCUACACCAUGAAUGACCAGUACCACCGUGCAGCCAGAGAUGGCUAUCUGGACCUGCUGAAAGAAGCCACCAAGAAGGACUUAAAUUCCCCUGAUGAAGAUGGCAUGACCCCAACCCUGUGGGCUGCCUACCAUGGCAACUUGGAUGCCUUAAGGCUGAUAGUUAGCAGAGGGGGCGAUCCAGACAAAUGUGAUAUCUGGGGGAACACACCUCUUCAUCUGGCAGCAGCCAAUGGCCACCUGAAUUGCCUCUCCUUCCUAGUGUCUUUUGGGGCCAAUAUCUGGUGUCUGGACAAUGACUACCACACACCACUGGACAUGGCAGCCAUGAAGGGUCACAUGGAGUGUGUGCGUUACUUGGACUCCAUUGCUGCUAAGCAAAGCAGCCUCAACCCUAAGCUGGUGAGCAAGUUGAAGGACAAAGCCUUUAAGGAUGCAGAGAAACGUAUUAAGGACUGUGUAAAGAUGCAGAAAAAGCACCACGAAAGGAUGGAGAAGCGAUACAAGAAAGAGAUGUCUGACCGUUCAGACACAAUGAGUUUCUCCAGCUACUCCAGUAGCACAUUGAGCAGGAGACUUCAACACAUGUCCAUGAUGAAUUCCUUGCCAUACUCUCAGGCCACCAUACAGGGCACAGCCAAGGGCAAGGCAAAAAUCCAGAAGAAACUAGAGAAAAAGAAACAGGUGGAUGGAACAUUCAAAAUUUAUGAGGAUGGGAGGAAAAGUGUGAGGUCCUUGUCUGGUUUACAGCUGGGCAACGAUGUCAUGUUUGUGAAACAAGGCACCUAUGUUAGCCCAAAGGAAUGGACCCGGCGAAAUGUUAGGGAUAUGUUUCUGUCUGAUGAAGAUACUGUCUCCCGUGCCAUAAGUGAUCCAGGUUUGCACUUGGACUCCACCCAUUCUGAGGUCAGUACUGAUUCUGGCCAUGACUCUUUAUUCAAUCGGCCUGGCCUUGGUACCAUGGUUUUCCGGAGGAACUAUGUCAGUAGUGGACUAUUUGGGAUUGGUCAAAGUGAUCCCAGUAUUUUGGGGGAAGGAAAUACAGACAGGAUGAGUGUUAAGCUUCACAGCCACCUUCAACACUCGCCAAGUCUCAACGACAGUAUUGGCAGUGCCAACAGCCUGCAGGAGAGGAAUCUGGAGGACUUGCCCUGGGAUGAAAUGGAACUAGGUCUGGAUGAUGACAUGGAACCUGACACUAGCCCUCUGGAGACCUUCCUGGCUUCUCUGAAUAUGUUUGAGUUUAUUUCUAUCCUUAAGAAGGAGAAGAUAGAUCUGGAAGCUCUGAUGUUGUGUUCAGACAAUGAUCUGAAAAGUAUCAACAUUCCACUGGGGCCCAGGAAAAAGAUUCUGGAUGCGGUUCAAAGAAGGAAACAGACUUUGGACAAUCCUGAUGUUAUAGAAGACACGGAUCUAUAGCCAUGAACCCAAGUGAAAACCACUUCUAAGUUGCCAGAAAUUAUCUCCUAGAGAUCCGAUCAGUAGGAAACACGAAUGCCACAACAAAACGCCUCAAUUCUUUCUCAGCUUCCUAUUUCUGCUUUACUGUCUGCAGAAGCAUGUCUGGUGCUAAAGAGCCUUUUUUUAAGCGUGGGAGGGGAGGAACGCAAUUGCAUUAUACUAAAAUAUAUAAUCUACUGGGAGAGCUAAUGUGCAAAAUAAAGAUGAUCUAAUAAAGAUGAUUUCUUAUUGCA
Messenger RNA from Pantherophis guttatus, 1931 nucleotides. Lineage: Eukaryota; Metazoa; Chordata; Lepidosauria; Squamata; Colubridae. The record is from RefSeq and is a predicted model, not a curated record.